AUGCCCAAUCAGAAGGCUUUCCUGAUCCCCCAGAAACUCUCCCUCCCCCUCUCCCUCACAUGCCACCAACUCCUCCAAACCUCCCUCGCACCACUAAAAGUCCCUUUCCAAGAUUUCUCUGCUUCCUUCCCAAACCUAAAAGCGGUUCUCAAGCGCAUCAAGCCUAUAAACGCAGCUGGGAGGCCGAAGGAGACCUGGUGUCUCUGUGUCGAUUGGUUGCGGUACCGGCCUAUGAAGAAGACUUAUUUGGCUAUGAAACAAGUGGGAUGGGGUAAUAAGGAGUACUAUGACUCGCUGGUAGAGAGUUGA
This is a messenger RNA of Lindgomyces ingoldianus, 309 nucleotides long. RefSeq lists its product as uncharacterized. The record is from RefSeq and is a predicted model, not a curated record. The transcript has 2 exons. The coding region runs from base 1 to 309 and encodes 102 amino acids. Lineage: Eukaryota; Fungi; Ascomycota; Dothideomycetes; Pleosporales; Lindgomycetaceae.